AACGCCAACGCGUCGGUCGUGCAUCCAAUUCCAGAGUGUACAGCACACACUAAUAGGCAAUUCUGGCGACAAGACGUCAAGUAUCUGCUGACAACGACCCAAGCAUUCCCUCUGGAUCUGCAACUCGACGAGCCGGACCACUCCGAACAGAUUACGGCCCUGGCAGUCGACUUCAGCGCCUCGCCUCAUUGUAUUUGUCUUGGGGGGUUGCCGAGGACAGUCCGAACGAGUAAACCAAAAGGAAAGAGUUGACUUGCGGCAGCAUUGCGACCUUUGAAGGCGCCCGAGCGACACCUGGACUUGUCCUGAAGACGUGGACAUCUCAAAAUGACCGACUCACUACACAAUGCGCCCAUAGUGCUAGACAAUGGGUCGGGCACCAUCAGAGCCGGUUUCGCCGGCGACGAUUUGCCCAAGUGCUAUUUCCCCUCCUUUGUUGGCCGACCGAAGCAUCUCAGAGUACUAGCCGGCGCCUUGGAGGGCGAGGUGUUCAUCGGCCAGAAGGCUGCCUCAGAACUGAGAGGCCUGCUCAAAAUCAAAUAUCCCCUCGAACACGGCAUCGUGACAGACUGGGACGACAUGGAGAAGAUAUGGGAGUAUGUCUACAGUGAGGGACUAAAGACUAUGAGCGAGGAGCACCCAGUUCUGCUGACCGAGCCACCGCUGAAUCCACGAGCAAACCGAGAUACCGCUGCCCAGAUCCUCUUCGAGACGUUCAACGUCCCUGCCCUCUACACAUCUAUACAAGCUGUUCUAUCACUAUAUGCCUCCGGCCGGACGACGGGCUGUGUGUUAGACUCUGGCGACGGAGUUUCUCACGCUGUGCCCGUCUACGAAGGCUUCGCCAUCCCCUCGUCCAUGCGCCGUAUCGAUGUCGCCGGUCGAGACGUCACCGAGUACAUGCAAACACUGUUACGGAAGAGCGGCUACGUUUUCCACACAUCAGCCGAGAAGGAAGUAGUGCGUAACAUCAAGGAGACUUUGUCAUAUGUCGCUCUGAACCCCAAGCAAGAGGAGAAAGACUGGGCAUCCUCCAAGCUCGAGCAGGGCAAGGCCGCCGAGUACACCUUGCCGGACGGAAACAAACUGAAGAUUGGCCAAGAACGAUUCCGCGCCCCGGAAAUCCUCUUUGAUCCCGAAAUUAUCGGCUUGGAAUACCCUGGUGUCCAGCAGAUCGUGACAGACUCAAUCAACCGAACCGACUUGGACCUGCGGAAAGCGCUCUUCAGCAACAUUGUGCUGAGCGGGGGAAGCACGCUUACGAAAGGAUUUGGUGACCGGCUGCUGAGCGAGAUCAGGAAGCUGGCAGUCAAGGAUAUGAGGAUCAAGAUAUUUGCACCACCCGAGAGAAAGUACUCGACAUGGAUAGGAGGUAGUAUCUUGGCUGGUCUGAGCACGUUCAGAAAGAUGUGGGUCAGUAUUGAUGACUGGCAUGAGAACCCGGACAUCAUUCACACCAAGCUGACAUAAUCCUAUUAAACUAAUGCCAACUAAUUGCUAUGUAUACGGACCAAUUGGAAGUCAUUGGGGGCCGGGAACCUGACAGUACCCUUGCCAACUGGUCAACGCGCUGUCUCUAUGCGAAACGCAAGGUUUGUCUGUGUUACCCAAGGAGUUAAGGAAGCUGGAUGGCAUUGCCAGCAAACUAGGGACCGCUUGUGGGUUUCUGUGGCAUUUCGGGCAAAGCGAUCAAAGCAUAGUCAUCUAAGUAGAGGAAAUGAUACCCUGGAGUUGCCAUUUGUCGGGACUUCUUGUACUUGCGAUGUGCC
This is a messenger RNA of Truncatella angustata, 1769 nucleotides long. RefSeq names its product centractin. The record is from RefSeq and is a predicted model, not a curated record. Bases 328 to 1470 code for a protein of 380 amino acids. NCBI's taxonomy places the organism in Eukaryota, Fungi, Ascomycota, Sordariomycetes, Amphisphaeriales, Sporocadaceae. The transcript has 3 exons.